UACGGUUUAGGUUUAGGUUUAGGCGGCGUGCAGAAGAAGAUGCUAGGGUUUCGCCGCCUCCUAAAGUCACACGCUAUUGCCUAUAAAUAUCCAAUCCUGCAGCCACCGAUUCAACUCAAAUCAGCUCAGCUCGGCUCAGAUGCGUAGGGUUUUAGAUAGUUUUCACCUUUCAAUCGCAAACUUGAGCAGCAUUCCUUCCCAUCUGGGGAACUUGUCUUUUCUUGUUUCUUUGGACCUGAGUGGUGACAAUUACGCGGGCAAUCAACCUGGAGAUCUGUCCCGUUUGCGACGCCUGAGGUUUAUGAACUUUAAGCUCAACAACUUCACUGGAGAUAUCCCGUCAUGGUUUGGUUCCUUUCCUGAACUUCAAUUUCUGUCAAUUAGAAAUAACAGCUUCACUGGAUUUAUCCCUCAUUCUCUUGCGAACAUCUCAAAGCUUGAAACAUUGGAACUAUCAUACAACCCUUUACAAGGUAAGAUUCGUGAAGUGAUGGGAGGUCUACAAAACCUGAGGGUACUAAAUUUGCAGUACAACCAGCUUACAGGGUCUAUGCCAUGCUCCAUUUUCAACAUUUCGACGUUGGAAAUUAUUGCUCCCUCAGGAAAUAACUUACCUGUUAAUCUUCCUCCAGACGCGUGCAAAAUGAUCUUCCAAGUCUCAGAGGGCUUUAUUUAACUUCAAAUAAGUUAAAUGGCCAGUUGCCAUCAAAUUUAACUGCUUGUUCAGUAAUUCAAAUAUUGUCAUUGUCAUCAAAUGAGUUUAGCGGACAGAUAACAGGGGAAUAUGGAACCUUGAAGAAGCUGGAGGGUAUGUAUCUUGCCCGGAACAGUUUAAUAGCUGGCUUCCAUUUGGAGGGAAAUUCACUUUCCUCCGCAUCACAUA
Molecule: messenger RNA, 883 nt
Organism: Coffea eugenioides
Lineage: Eukaryota; Viridiplantae; Streptophyta; Magnoliopsida; Gentianales; Rubiaceae
Product: receptor-like protein 33
Exons: 2
Coding region: 140-676 (178 amino acids)
Molecular function (GO): protein binding
Source: RefSeq, a predicted model, not a curated record